Molecule: messenger RNA, 1404 nt
Organism: Pseudocercospora fijiensis CIRAD86
Lineage: Eukaryota; Fungi; Ascomycota; Dothideomycetes; Mycosphaerellales; Mycosphaerellaceae
Exons: 1
Coding region: 1-1404 (467 amino acids)
Biological process (GO): protein insertion into mitochondrial inner membrane from matrix; mitochondrial respiratory chain complex IV assembly
Cellular component (GO): mitochondrial inner membrane
Molecular function (GO): membrane insertase activity
Source: RefSeq, a predicted model, not a curated record
AUGCCAUCUGUUCUCGCAACACGCUCUUUACGGAAACACUUCCUCCAACUGCCGCCCUCCAUACGAGCCUCCAUCUGCCCAAAUGCACUCCCGCGGCGACACUUCUCAGCAUGGGCACCUGCACCGGCUGCACUCACACACCUUGCCGUCGAAACCCCCUUGGCCGUUCUCGAGGGCGUGCAUGCAAUGGGCGUGCCGUGGUGGGCUGCUAUCCCGCUCUCGGCAGCCCUAGUACAAUGCACUCUGGUAUAUUACUGGUCUGCAAAGCCUGCUCGAAAGCGAGAGAUCAUCAGAACACAUUUGUUCCCACUGGUGCAGAACAGUGCGAAGAGAGCAGUGGACAAGCACAUGACUCCGAUGUUGGAAGAGGUGAAAUCAGGAGCAUUGCCUCCACAGCUUCUGGGAAUCCGAAUGCGGCUACUGGCGGUCAUUUUCAAUGUAAGAGAAUCGCAUCGAUUAGGGAAGACUUUCAAUGCUCCACUGUUCACUUGGACUGCGCCUUUAAACUUCAUUACUCUUCUGGCAUUCGCAGAGGCCAUAAGAAUUAAAUGUGGGACAAGACAAGGACUUCUGUCCAUGAUACUGCCGCGACUCGAAGAAGCAAAUUCUGGAGGUGAGAGUGCGCAAACCACCCAAGAAAAGGCAGAUGAGGCUCUCGCACAGCGGCUUGAAGCCCAACUUGAGCGUAUUGAAUCGUCUCGAGCGGCACAGGAAAAUGGCAGUGAUGCGUUCGAGUACAUGAAUGCUGCGGCAGCUGUAGACCCGUCAUACAGUACUGCUGGUCACAGCCUACAAGCUCCAAUCCAACCACCGGCAUACGCUGAAUAUGCAGACCCGAAGAUGGCUACUGAGGGCAUAGCAUGGAUUUCUGACCUUACUGUCCCGGAUCCUAAUGGGAUUCUACCCAUAGCUCUUGGUGCCGUCUUUCUAGCGGGCGUAAAUUGGAAGAGCGUAACGAAGCCAUCGAGCAUACACCAGCGCCCAAAAUCACAAGACGAGAACAAGACUGAGGAUGCGCCUGUCAUAGAGGCUCCGCCAAAAGCAUCUUCAGCACCACCUGCCCAAGACGCUGUGCUCGAACAGCAACGAAAAGUCAAUGCCGACAUCAAUGCCGCUCUCUUAAAGGCUGAUGAAUUGCGAGCGGCUACGACAAGGAAAAGUGAGGAAUGGUCGCCUUUCGGCCAACUGACCGGAGGCGACAGGAUGAAAAUCGUAAUGGCGGGCCUUUUCACAUUCGUGUCGUUGCAGUUGCCGGCGGCCAUUGUGCUGUAUAUCAUGACCAACGCGAUCAUAGGCAGGCUCCAGAAAAGAUGGCUCGACAUCAAGUAUCCUUUGCCUCCACUCAUCCACCCUUGCAAGAGACCGAUGAGGAUCAAGGUCAGGAGAGUCUUUAGAGAUGGUUGA